AUGGAGUCGGAAGAAACCAGUGAGGGAGGUACCACUCCUCCAGAAGCCAGCAGCACCAGUAGGGAAGCCUCGGAUUCUGCAGCAGUCGAACAAGAGCAUCAUGCCCCUCACGCAUCAGCUGAAAUGAGUACCAGCCUGUCUGACUCUGCAAAGGGAGCAGAGCUCAGCACUCCUGAGGACCGCCUUUCUGCUCCCAGGGAAGCAGCAGAGAUGCUGGGCAGACCCUCUAACCUUGUGCAAAAACUGCUAGCAGAUCUGGAACAAGAGCAAGGUGAUGCAGAGCCUCGAAAGGGACUCUCAGAAGGAGAAAGAGAAAUGCUUUUAGAGGAGAGUGGACUGGAUUGUUCUUUGAAACUGAAGCAAGUAGAGCUGGUUGACCUGGAAAGCGACCAGGACUCUUCCUCUCUCAGCACAGUCCAGGAUGGGCCAGCCCCUGGCAAUGCCAUCCUGCAGGCUGCGGACCUCAGCAUUGAGUUUCCUCAGUGCCAGGCAGAACUGGCUUUUCAUGGCUCAGACCCCCAGGUUCAGCAUCCGAAAUCUUUGACUGAUGCUAUUUCCUCUCAGAGAGAUACACCUAAGUGCUUCUUGGUGUGUAAAACCAUUUCAGAGGGGCAUUAUAAGGCUGAGCCAUUUCUGGAUAAGGUAUCCAUGGAUUCUUUGCAGGAGGUUGAUGCUGGUACAGAGCAGAAGCAAAGCAGCAAAGAAGUGGCAUCUGCAACUGAUGAGCAGCCUACCUUGGAGGAAGCAGUAGAGGACAUGGCUAAACCUUACAAUUCUGAAGACGCUAAGGAAAGCAUAAGAGCACUCCAGGGUUUGGAAGAGAAUACAGAUGCUUCCUCUUCCCAGCAAUUGUCUUCCACCUUAACAGAUGACAGCCAAAUAAGUUCACUACAAGCAGAAGGAAACAUCUCAGCUGGUGAAACGAGGAGUAGCAUCACGGUCAAAGACCAGGGAACAGUAACAGUUCCUAAAGAAAAUGCAUCCACUUCCAAAUGCCUUCAUCCUGAAGAUGACCACAGAAAAGCAGAGGGCAGACCUGCCUCUCCAGCAGAUAGUGCUUUCCAAGGAGAAGGAAGAUCUUUGGAGCCCAAAGAUCAGAAAAACAAGGAACAAAAUGAGCAGGAACAACUGCGGAGGGAAGAGCUCAAACUGGAGGCUCUAUCAUCAGUUUCCAGGUCAGAGACACCUUCUUUUCCCAGGCACAAUGUGGACUUGUGUCAUUUGGAGAAUGUUUUUUUGCCUGAGGAAAUGGGAUCAGCAUUUCUUCCUGAAGAACCUGUCUCUGUGGGUCAGCAUGCUAGUGAGGAUGUACUGCUGAAAGCUUAUGUCACAGAAGCAGGUUCUGGAUGUCAACCACCCGCUGUCAGCCCUCUGUCCUCAAAUAACCUGAACCCAGUGGGUGAAACUCCAGUGACGCCUCCACACACAUGCCAUAUCUCUGACCAGGCAGAAGACCUAGAAGACUCUGGCCGCUUUUCCAUCGGUGGUCAGGAUGUGGGAGAAGCUGACUGGGAUGACAGGACAAGACUGGGCAGGGAGGAUGAGCACAGUGAUGGACUCGGAAAGGCUGUUCAGAGUUUUGAUAAAAGAGAUGCUCCACUCCAUGGAGGAGUGGCAGCACCUUCUAGUGCAGAGAACCCAGAGGCUUCUGUUCCAGCACAGCCUUCCUGUGAUACCAAGACCUUGGAGCAACCUGAUCCCACAGAUGCUUAUCUUGUUACAGAAAACUUGGGAAAAGCUGAGCUUCAGGACUUCAUGCCAGCUUUACCCUCAGAGCUCACCUCUGUGGCUUCAAUGUCUGGCCCACGGCAAGAGGGUGCUAGUGGAACAGCCCAUGUGACCCCUAAGGACUAUACUGGUGCCAACUUGAACAAACUACUAGACUCUGUAGAGAACCAAGCUGCUUCUGUACGAGCACGGGACCCAACAUCAGGGGAAACUGCUGUUGUACGUACUGAUCCAGGGGAGGCCAAGACUUCCCAUGAACUCCUUACUUCUGAAGAAGACUUUCAUGAAGACCUUAGUGGCCCGUCUUCUUUUUCUGUAAUAUACACGAGCUGUCUUCCUCUAGAUGGGAGCCUUCCUGAGGAUAGGAGGACUGUGGCUGUCACUGAAGGACCUCUGGAACCACCCCAAACACCAGAUAGGACUUCCACUCCCCUGAACCACUCAGAGACAAUUCAGCAAAACCUCCCAGAGAAAAGUGCCAUUAUACAACGAAAAGAAAUGGGAGCAAAUGUAGAUCAUGAAGCACAACAAAUGCCUUUACUUGAUCAAUCUGACUGCAUUUUAAACCAAAAAGAGCCUGGAUCCAGAAUCUCCAGUGUCCUGAGCACUCUAACUUGGCCUUCUGAAGAAGACAUGGUCCUUGCCGUGAACCAGCAAGAACAACCUCUGUCCCCUGUGUCCUACUCAAGCCUACCUCUGGUGUCUGAGCCUGAUGCCAAACAGCUUUCUCAUCCUCCUUCCCGUGUCCAAAGCCCCAGCCAAGCUCAGACCCCAGCACUUAAUGCAAAUCACCUUGCUCAACCUCCAGCCCCUGAAAGUUACCAGCUGCUGGCUCCUGUACCCCACUCCAGGCAACAUCUCAACUGUGGUAUGGACAAUAAUAAGUCACCAGCCAUUCUCCCUACUAUAAACCAUCCUCUCCAGACUGCCACCUCUGUGCCUGAUUCUAACACUGUGGCCUCUGCUUCUGAUGGAGAAGAUGUAGCAGAGAAAGAUGACCUUGUUCCAGUAACUAGAGAGUGGGAUCUUGGUGACUCAAGUACCCAUGAUACAGAGACUUCUGAUGACUCAGGGGUCAGUUUGUUGGCCAAAAGCUUUUCUGCUAUUGGAAAUGAGGCAUUGGCCGGCUGCUCUGACACCAGCUCUGAAACAACAGAUCAGCACAUGGAUAUACAGCAUGGAAAAUCCUCACCUGACCACCCUUCUUGGCCCUCGCUGGAAAGCCUGAUAACAUCCACAGACUCCAAGAGCAGAGACUCUGCACAGCCGCUUCCAAUGCUUGCAUUCACCAAUCCAAUCCACUUCCUCCAGCUCAGCCCUCCAUCACCGCCAACUACCAGAAGGACUUCCCAAGAGGACGUCUCAGGGGAGCUGCGAUGGGAGCAACAGGCGGGCAUCUUUGGUGUGGAUACAAAGAACGUUCAAGCUCCAUUGGCAAUCACAGAGAAAACAGAAGAUGAGAGAAGGGUCAAGCAAAGGCUGGAAAGAGAAGUGGGAGAACACCACUUGGUAGCUCAGCCAAAGGAGGAAAUGCCCAGACAUUCACCCUUGGAAAAAUCAUCAAGUUGGCCAGACAAAAAGCCGAUCAGGGUAGUUGCACAGGAGCCAGCAGCCAAUCAAGGAAACCCAAUUAAACGCCGAGUAAAAAGCAAAGACUGGCACCGGCAGGGCCUGAAGAGGACAUCAGUACCACCAGACAUCUUGCCGGAAAUCUCUCCUGUUCCUUCAGAGGAAGAAGCUCACAAGACACACAGGGAACCACUCGUCAGUUCAGAAACAGUUAUAUUGCGAGAGAAGAAACCUGCAGAUGCAAUGGAGAACUUCAAACGUCGGCACUCCAAACUGAUCAACUCCUCAAGAUUGCUGUAUCAGGAGUACAGUGAUGUGGUUCUGAACAAGGCCAUUCAAAGCCAGAAGAGAGUGGAUUCUUUCGCAGAGGAUAUAGAGUCGAGUUUCCCAAACUCCCCAAGGCUACGGAGGAAAGUGCUGUCUCCCCAGGACUCGUAUUUACAACGUCUGUCAGUCUCAUCGAACGCGUCCCUCUGGCAGGACAUCCCCAUGAUUCGGGGCAGCAGAAUGCUACUCAAUAUGUCUCGUGAUGAGCAGAAGCUGCAAGAGGCCAAGUUUGAGCUGAUAAUGUCUGAGGCUUCGUACCUGCGCAGUUUAAACGUGGCAGUGGAUCAUUUCCAGCGAUCAGCAGAGCUCCAGGCAAUGCUCACCAAUCAGGAGCGCCAGUGGCUUUUCUCCCGCCUUCAUGAUGUACGCGAUGUCAGCGCCAGUUUCCUCUUUGACUUGGAGGAGAAAUUUGAGGAGGACAUGUUCACCUUCCACGUGUGUGAUGUCGCUCUGAAACACGCCCCCGAGUUCCGCAGGGUAUAUCUACCAUACGUAACAAACCAGACAUAUCAGGAGCAAACCUUCCAGCGGUUACUAAAUGGAAACGCAGGAUUCCAGCAAGUCCUGGAGAGACUGGAAAGUGAUCCAGUAUGCCAGCGCCUCUCACUUAAAUCCUUCCUCAUCCUCCCUUUCCAGCGCAUCACUCGACUUAAACUCCUCCUACAGAAUAUCCUGAAGAGAACUCGGCCAGGGUCUGAGGAGGAAGUACAAGCAACACAGGCCUAUGAUGCACUUGAAAAGCUCAUCAAAGAUUGCAAUGAAAAUGUCCAGCGCAUGAAGAGCACUGAAGAGCUGAUCUACCUCAGCCAGAAGAUUGAAUUUGAGUGCAAGAUAUUCCCACUCAUCUCACAGUCGAGGCGACUUGUGAAGUGUGGUGAGUUGACAGCAUUGGACUUCAACACUCUGAGUCCAAAAUGGAAAGUCACCACCCGUCCCAUCUACCUGCAUCUUUUCAAUGACUGUCUGCUCCUGUCUCGGCCGAAGGAGGGUGGACGUUUUGUUGUGUUUGAUCAUGCCGCUUUCUCCGAUGUGCGUGGGGAGAAGUGUGAGAUGAAACUGCACGGAACAAACAAAAAUGUUUUCCGUCUCUUUCUACUUCAGAAUUACCAGGGGUUUUUGUUUCGUACAGAGACACACAGUGAGAAGCUGAGGUGGAUCUCUGCUUUGGCUCCUCCACGAGGAGAGCUGGACCUCCUGGAAUGCCCUGAUGCACCACAGGUUCAAUGCAUAAAGACUUACAAGGCUCGGGAAAACGAUGAGCUGGCUUUGGAGAAGGCAGAUAUCAUCAUGGUUAUGCAGUACAGCAAUGAUGGAUGGAUGGAAGGAGUAAAACUUUCAGACCGGGAGAGAGGCUGGUUCCCCUCAGAACACGUGGAACUCAUCUCCAGCAAACACGCACGGCAGAAGAACCUGAAGGAGGAACAACGCGUGAAGAAUGCCAAGCAGCAGGUCUUCUGCAAGAAGUAAGACUCUACUUUGUUUGGACCUGUACAGUCUCCCUGCCAUAGGGAAACAAUCUUUUUUCUAUUGUGCCUCAGAAGAAACACCUUUGCGAAGAGCGUAAUACA
Messenger RNA from Tauraco erythrolophus (red-crested turaco), 5192 nucleotides. NCBI's taxonomy places the organism in Eukaryota, Metazoa, Chordata, Aves, Musophagiformes, Musophagidae. The record is from RefSeq and is a predicted model, not a curated record.